Molecule: messenger RNA, 1293 nt
Organism: Colletotrichum aenigma
Lineage: Eukaryota; Fungi; Ascomycota; Sordariomycetes; Glomerellales; Glomerellaceae
Exons: 1
Coding region: 1-1293 (430 amino acids)
Source: RefSeq, a predicted model, not a curated record
AUGUCGUUCGCGGUCGAUCCCCAUCACCUCUCCUUGAUGGCGAAGAGCAUGACCAUCAAAGGUUUCUCGUUCACGGGCCAUCUCGAGACUGCGCACAAGAACCUUCCCCAGGACCUCAUCGAAACUGGGCAUCGUCCUAUGUUCAGAUUCAUCUACCUUGAUCCUGCCCGCCGCCCGUUCAUUACCAAGAAGACGAAGGUGGCUGCUCGAGUCACUUCCAUCGUCCGCGCUGCUCUUAUGGUGGCCAAUGUCAAUGACCUAGGCCCUCAGCACAUUGAAAAGGCCCUGUUCUGGGAUUGGGUCAAGGAAAUGCUGGUCAGCGACGACAUCUUCGCAUCAGCUACGGCCGAGGAGACUUUGGAGUGGAAGUUCAUUGUUGAGCUUUUCUAUGCAGCCUGGGUUGAGUUUGCCAAGAGCCGCCCUUACGACACCAAGCGCUUUGUCGCCGGUCCUGAUAACGACGACUACAACUUCUGGGAUCUCCAUCUUGCUAUGGCUGAUUGGGACCACUUGAUAGGUGGCAACUUCGGCGCCAACGCCGACAUGAAAGGCUUCAGAAUUAUCGAGGAUCGCGAGCGCAAGGAACCCUCCAGCAAGUACUACUUCAAGAUGGAUGGCAGCAACAGAGCCAAAGACGCCUCUCUCGGCCAUUGGUCUUCGGGGUGGUCGAUGUGCAUGAAGAAGAUGAUGGAAAGAGCGGACGGUGUCUUGGAGCAGGAGCAGGAGAUGAUGCGCCUCUCCGCCAUAGAUAACAUGGACCGAGACCGUCGCAUCGGAGAGAAGACUUCUCAAAUGGAGGAGCUUGACCGAGAGAUUGACGAGCUUAAGGCCCGCCUUGCGAAGUACGAGGAGAUGUCGGCGCACGAAACCGCCGGUGCUACUGGCCUGAACGAUGAGGCCGUCAGCAAUAAUGAGGUGGUCACCAGCAGCGUUGUCAACCUCGCUGACCACAAGAUCAAGAAUGAUGAGGGCUAUGCCGACGAUGAUCAUGCAACCACCGAGGCCGAGAACACUGCAGACCAGGACAGCGUUGCCAAGCAGGGCCCCGAGACGAUGAACGCCGACAAGGACGCCGCGAUCCAGAUCAAGGCUAUGGCUACCAAUUACGGUCAGACAGCUGCCAUUGACGAGUCUACCGUCGACAAACCUACCGUUGACAAGCCUACCGUCGAUAAGCCCGCCAUCGACACGGCCCCCACCUCUCUCGAUAAGGGCCCUCCUAUCCCUGGUCCAGCGACCAAGACGUCCAACGACUUCAAGUCGAUUGAGGUCAUUGACCUCACCGCUCAUUGA